GUCGAAGCGCGUCGCAUCAGGCAGAGCCUACCGGUAGGCGACAGAUGACGACAGCGACGAGCAAUAAGCGACAUGCAGCCAGCAAGCCCCGCGUCUACCUGCCGCUCCGCCUAUGAUCCUCCACCAACUAUGCAUGCUGGCAGCUGCCAGACGGCCGAGACGCGCGCCUCAGCCGCACGCGUUGGGGGCGGAAACGCUGCGCCCCAAUGCCAGCUCGAGGCGACCGCCAGCAUGUAGAACAGACACCACGCCUCGUCCCACGACGACUCGGCAUCGAUACUCAUCCUCCCCCUCCUCCUCUUUCCACCUGACGAGCACACCAUGCCCGGCAGCGACCUGCGCCUGCUCGCCCUUGACGGCGGCGGCGUCCGCGGCCUGUCUGCCCUGAUGAUCCUCGAGCAGCUGAUGGAGGCCGUCGACCCAGACGUGCCGCUGAAGCCGUGCGACUACUUUGACAUGAUCGGCGGGACGAGCACUGGCGGCCUGAUCGCUGUGAUGCUAGGCCGGCUGAAGAUGAGCGUGGCCGACUGCAUCACCGCAUACCUGUCGCUCUCUGACCGCGUGUUCUGCAAGACACGGCACCGGGUGACGGUCAAGGGCCAGGUGCAGGGCCGCUUCGACGCAGACGAGCUGGCGCGGGCGGUAAAAGAAGUAGUGAAGCAGCAAGGCCUUAAGGAGGACGCGCUGCUUAAGGAUGUCCCUGAAGCGGGGUGCAAAGUCUUCGUGUGCGCGACAAGCAAGGAGACGAGCGAGACCGUCUGCCUGACGAGCUACAAGACCCCGCGCGGCAACAACGACCUGCUCAACAACGUGACGAUAUGGGAGGCCUGCCGGGCCACCUCAGCAGCGACCUCCUUCUUCGACCCCAUCGCCGUCGGCAGAUAUGGCGAGCAGUUUGUGGACGGGGCGACGGGCGCGAACAACCCGGUGCGAGAGGUGUGGGACCAGGCGCAGCUGGCGUGGGGCCCCGAGCCGCUGGAAGGCAAGAUCAAGUGCGUAGUGUCUAUUGGGACGGGGGUGCCGUCGCUGAAGGCGUUCAAGGACGACGUCUUCAACAUCGGCCAGACGCUGGCGGCGAUAGCCACGGAGACAGAGCAGACGGCGGAGCGGUUCCGGCGCGAGCGGGGACUGCUGGACAGCACGGGGCGGUACUACCGGUUCAACGUGGUGCGGGGGCUGGAGGACAUCGGGCUGGAGGAGGCUAAGAAGGUCAAGGAGAUGGCGGCAGCGACGCGGCGGUACAUCAGCUCGCAGGAGGUGCACCGGCAGAUGCAGGCGUGCGCGGGCAGUAUCGCAGGGCGAGAGUAUUUUGGAGAAUAUAAAACUGACUUUAGCCUUGACGGCGUCCCACGAACGCGUCAGUUCGUGGACAGGCCGGGCGAAAUGGCAGAGCUCGAACGCGUUCUCGUGCCUAGACAUCAGCACAAUGGCCGACAAAGAAUACACGUGCUGCGUGGGCUUGGCGGGAUAGGCAAAACGCAGCUGGCGGUGGAGUUUGCACGACGACAUCAUCGCCAGUUCAGCUCGGUGCUUUGGCUAGACGGACGCAGUGAGGACAUCCUCAAGCGCAGCAUCGCGAGCUGCGCGGGCAGGAUCCCGCAAGGCCAGAUCCCCGAGACAAGCAGGCAAUACGCAGCAGAUGCCAGCGCUGACAUCGACGCAGUAGUCAAGGACGUCAUGGUCUGGCUUGCACGGCCUGACAACACCGCCUGGCUGCUCAUCUUCGACAACGUCGACCGAGAGUAUACGGCGCAAGGAGGCGACCCUGAUGCGUACGACGUGAAGCGCUACUUCUCUCACACAGACCACGGGUCGGUGCUGGUGACGACUCGACUGGCACGGUUGGAGCAGCUGGGAGACUCGCAGCAGCUGGGCAAAGUAGACGAGGCACAAGCGAAGGCCAUCUUGGACAGCUGGUACAAGAAGAAGCACGAUGCAGCUGAGAGCAAGCAGCUGCUUGCGCUGCUAGACGGCCUGCCGCUCGCCAUUGCGCAGGCGGGUGCGUAUCUGCAAGAGAGCGGAGUAGGGCUGACGACAUACCUGGGGUUCUACGAGCAGCAGUGGAGCGAGCUGAUGACGUCGGACGACGUAGCCGACGCGCCGCUGCAGGACUACCCAGAGCGCAGCGUGUGGACGACGUGGGCCAUCUCGUACCAGGCGAUCCGCGAGCGGCAUGAGCAUACGGCCAACCUGCUGCUGCUGUGGUCAUUCCUGGACAACAAGGACCUAUGGCACGGCUUAUUCGCUGCUGCAUGUGAUGAUUCUCUUGUAGUUGCUGCGAUGUUGUCGGGAUGGGUCGGAGACAUUGCGAGCAGCGAGAUCAAGUUUAGCAGGGCGAUGCAGCUGGUGUGCAACUACUCUCUAGCAGAGCAGAUGCAAGAGACGGGGAGCUAUGCAACGCACCCGGUGGUGCACCAGUGGGCGCAUCACUCGCAAGGCAAGCGCUUCACAGCAGAGCUGAGUCGACUGGCGGUGGUUGCUGUAGGUUGGGCUGUGCCGGAAAGCUCUACUCGCGACUACGCUGCGCUGCAACGCCGACUUCUUCCACAUGCGCAGGCGUGCUCUAGUCAGGUAGUUGAGCGCAAUGCAGUUUGGGAUAGGGGAGCCGAGGACAGUAGUGAUGGAGACGUCGACGAGGGCGAAGAGCGAGAGACUGUUCUCGAUGCUAUGCAUCUCCUAGGCGAACUCUACGCGGACCAAGGCAGGCUGGGCGAGGCAGAGCAGAUGUACAAGCGGGUGCUGCGAGGGAAGGAGGAGGCACUCGGGGUCGGCCACUCGUCGACACUGCAGACGGCGGAGAAGAUGUAUGACCAGGCGCUGCGAGGCUAUGAGGCACUCGGUAGUGUUCGCGUCCAGCAGUACCUGCCAGCACUCAACACCUUACAGAACAUGGGUGAUCUCUAUGCGAAGCGAGCAGAGAGUGCCAAAGCUCGAGCGAUGUACACAAGAGCUCUUUCUGGGCUGACGAGUGUGCUCGGUGCGUCGAGCGAGAGGUGCAUGGGCUUAUCCGCGAAGAUAGACGCUUUUCCGAGUGCUAGUAGAGAGGAGGGAGGACAGUUGAAACUUCCAACAGUGGGAGAGAGGCCUGCACCACAGCACGACCGAAGGAAGAAGAGCUCAGGACUAUCGAUACGGAGGCUUGUGAGGAAGAUGUAUCAAUAGCGCAUUCUUCUUCUAUCGCUUUAUCUACAUCAAAGCUGAG
Alternaria alternata is the source of this 3202-nucleotide messenger RNA. Its product is annotated as FabD/lysophospholipase-like protein. The transcript is spliced from 6 exons. Lineage: Eukaryota; Fungi; Ascomycota; Dothideomycetes; Pleosporales; Pleosporaceae. Gene Ontology annotation, cellular component: membrane. Gene Ontology annotation, molecular function: protein binding. The record is from RefSeq and is a predicted model, not a curated record. Gene Ontology annotation, biological process: arachidonate metabolic process. The coding region runs from base 322 to 3162 and encodes 946 amino acids.